Drosophila mauritiana is the source of this 1302-nucleotide messenger RNA. RefSeq names its product replication protein A 70 kDa DNA-binding subunit-like. The record is from RefSeq and is a predicted model, not a curated record. The transcript is spliced from 2 exons. Lineage: Eukaryota; Metazoa; Arthropoda; Insecta; Diptera; Drosophilidae. Bases 267 to 974 code for a protein of 235 amino acids.
GGUCUUGAUAAUAUUGUUUCUUUUCUUUUGUAUUAUGCAUAUGCUAUCAUCCCAUUUUGUAUUCCAUACAUUAUAUCCCAUACAGUAUGUAUGUAUGUACUUAUAAAGCUUUUUGCUGUUUGGAGAUUAAAAAUAAUAGAGAAUGCUAGAAUUAGUUGCAUUAGUGAACGAAAUGUGGUUAAUCAUUAACAACAAGGUGCAGAGUACUGGCCAUAAAGAUUGAAAAUAACAAAAUUACAAAUUCUUCAAAUUAUAAACGUCUUAAAAUGAACUCUAACGCAAUUAUACCCAUCUGCAGCUUGACCACCGGAAUGUAUAGUUCAUCCAUAAAAGCCCGUGUGAUAUGGAAAUCAGAGAUAACGGAAUGGAAUGCAGGCACCAAAAGGGGAAUAGUUUAUAUAAUGCAUUUAUUGGAUGAGUCUGGUGAAAUAACAGGAAUUGCGUUUGAUGACUAUGACAAUAGAUUUUACGGCCAGAUUCAACCAGGCCUGGUAUACCUUAUCUCUGGGUUUGAGGUGGAAAAGGCGAUUAGUUCCUAUAAAGUUUCAGACAACCCUUAUCAAUUAUUUUUUCGUCACAAUACUGUCCUAGAACUCAGUGCUUGUGGCCGGAUUCCCCGAGAAAAGUAUAAUUUCCUGCCGUUGUUAAAGGUUUCUUCUAAAGCAGACAAAGACCCCGUCGACGCAAUUGGAAUCUGCACGGAGGUUGGAAGGCUGGAAGAAAGAGGAGGUUACUUUAUUCGGGAAAUCUUACUUGUGGAUCCUGAUAACCAUCCUGUCAUGUUAAAUCUGUGGCAAAAGGAAGCUGUGAACUUUGUGGGUCAACCUAAUGACGUUAUCGUAGCCAAAGGGGCGCGUGCCCAGCUUCACAAUAAUGAAAUGAAGCUCAACGCCAGCUGGUACACGAAUGUGCAGAUCAAUCCAGAUAUUCCUGACGCCAUUAACCUGUUGGCAUGGUACAAUAACCAAAAAUGAACUCUGCAAUAUUACUGGGACCUACGAUAAAUUGAUAUUCUUAAAUGUUAAGAAGAAUCAAAAAACUUUUAUUACAUUAUGAAAUGUAUCGUUAUCCAUAUAUGAAAUGUUUCCAUAUAAAACAAAGUUUUUGAACAUUUUUAAACAAACGACGUUUAAUUUUCGGGAAAUACUUGUACAAUAACCAAAAAUGAACUCUGCAAUAUUACUGGGACCUACGAUAAAUUGAUAUUCUUAAAUGUUAAGAAGAAUCAAAAAACUUUUAUUACAUUAUGAAAUGUAUCGUUAUCCAUAUAUGAAAUGUUUCCAUAUAAAACAAAGUUUUUGA